Strongylus vulgaris is the source of this 528-nucleotide messenger RNA. NCBI's taxonomy places the organism in Eukaryota, Metazoa, Nematoda, Chromadorea, Rhabditida, Strongylidae. The record is from the annotation of a GenBank genome assembly.
ACGGUUAUAAUCAAUGGUAACGUUGUGAACGUUGCUCAGAAGCUGGCUCUAUUGAAGAAGAGCGAAGUGGAGCGUGAUCAGGCCAAGACAACAGUAGCUGAACAGACCGCACUUAUCGAUCAGCUGCGUGGCAAUAAGCAUGAUCUUGAACGGAAGAAUAAGGAUUUGGAGAAGGAGGUUGACAAAUACAAGAAACGGCUGGAUGAAAGCAGCAGCGCGCUAAAGGCAAGUUUCCUAAAUCCUCUGCGGUUUAGUAGAGGAAAUGUGUAUUUUUUUUGCGAAAAUUUGUCAUCGUUGGAUUCCAAUAUAUCACUCAAAUCUGCCCUUUCGGACUGCAAACGGUAUGCUGAUCGUAUAACGUCCGCUGUUGAAAGAGCGUGCCCACCACCUCCAACAGUUAAACGUGUUGAGGAAGAAGUUAAGGCUGAACAUCCUGCUGAUGGAGUCGAUGACUCAGAUGAACCGAUCCCUGCUGAAAUUGUUCUUACCGAAGAGGUUGGAGAAGAAACUGAAGAGAAAGCUGCAUAA